ACUUGAUUGAGAGAUAAAAGAGAGCGAACAGGGUCUCUCUCUCGCGCCUAAUCGUCUUCCCGAUCGGAGCAGGUGAAGUGUGAGGGAUUGAACAAUGGACAAGAAACGAAAGCUUCCUCAGACGAAGAAGACUCUUCUUCCCGACAGAAGUUCAGGAAGCGACUCGCGGCCGAAGAUGAAGAAGGUAACUAUUACUUCUCCUUAUUUCCAAAAACACUUGCCUAUUCCAACUUGCGAACGAGAUGUCAACUUGACAAAAGUUAGUGACACUAAAGAGAGUUCGAGAACAGAGAGAGGGCAGAAGAAGAAGAAUAACAAUAAGGAGAACAAGGAAAAGACUGCCAAACUAAAUCAGGAUGAUGGUGGGCAUACGGCCCAACCGACGCAGGUUAUUUUGGCUCUUCCUUGUUUUAAUAGUGCAAUAAAACUAGGAAUGCAACGUAGUGCUGACAAUCCUGUUGUUGUCUCUUCUGUUGAACAAACCAAAGAUGGAUUCAAUUCUUCCUGCUUGUUUGAUGGAAAUCUGGGAAAUGUGUUAAGAACUGAUGCAUGUGCUAACUUAGGGAAAAAGAGAAGAAAUACUAGAGAUAAUGAUAGUGAGAAGACUUAUGUCCAAUGCUGUGAAACACUCAAAACUAAGAAGAUGAAAAACAGAAAAGAGGAUAAGGGUGAGGAUGAACAAACCAAAGAUGGAUUGAAUUCUUCCUGCUUGUUUGAUGGAAAUCUGGGAAAUGUGUUAAGAACUGAUGCAUGUGCUAACUUAGGGAAGAAGAGAAGAAAUACUAGAGAUAAUGAUAGUGAGAAGACUAAUGUCCAAUGCUGUGAAACAGUCAAAACUAAGAAGAUGAAGAAGAGAAAAGAGGAAAAGAGUGAGGAUGAACAAAGAAGCAAUUCUAACAAACACCAUAGCGGAGCUAAUCACUUGGAAACAAGUUUAACUUCUUUGAAGAAUAGGAUUAAAAUAAUCAAUGAUAAAGAGAGAAUAAGUGAUGAAAGAUAUUUGGACAACUGUGCUGUCUCUUAUGAUUCAGAAACUGCAAAAAGGAGGCCGCUUGUUAUGCAACAUGAGAAUGAUGGAUUACUAUCUGUAAAAGAAGCAACCGGAAGUACAAGGCGUGUGAAGCGUGAGAAUGAUGACAUACUUUCUGAAAAAGUAGCAACCGCAAGUAAAAGACGUGUGAAACAUGUGAAUGAUGACUUACUAUCUGAAAAAGGAGCAACCGGAAGUAAAAUGCGUGUGAAACAUGUGAAUGAUGAUUUACUAUCUGAAAAGGGAGCAACCGGAAGCAAAAAGCGCGCGAAACAUCAAAAUGAUGGCUUACUAUCUGAAAAAGGAACAACAAUCGGAAGCAAAAAUCGCGUGAAACAUGAGAAUGGUGACUUACUAUCUGAAAAAGUAUCAAUCGGAAGUAAAAGGCAUGUGAGACAUGAGAAUGAUGAUGUCUUACUAUCUGAAAAUGAAGCAACCGGAAGUAAAAGGCGUGUGAAACAUGAGAAUGAUGUCUUACUAUCUGAAAAAGAAGCAACUGGAUGUAAAAGGCGUGUGAAACAUGAUAAUGAUGACUUACUAUUAGAAAAAGGAGCAACCACAAGUAAAGGGCGUGUGAAAUAUGAGAAUGAUGACUUACUAUCUGAAAAAGGAGCAACCGGAAGUAAAAUGUCUGUGAAACAUGGGAAUGAUGGCUUACUAUCUGAAAAAGGAGCAACUGCAAGUAAAAAGCGUGUGAAACAAAGAAGGAUUUUACCAUCCGAUGAAAGUUUCAAAUUGACAUCUUGUGAACAAAAUAAGAAUAUGCUGUUGGAGAAAGGAGAAAAGAAGGGUAAAGUGAAGAAGAAAACACAAGAAGGAAUUAAAAUUGUUUCAGGUUAUUUUAAUACAGGACGAAAAAAUCCAAAUGACUCGUCUGUAUGUAUAGUGCUGCCAAAGAAAUCUAAAAGAAAACCACAGGUUCUUUCGGCUGUUGAGAAACAAGAUGUUGCCUAUCGAAGAAGGUUAGUGGAUAACACGUGGAAGCCUCCACGGUCUAGUUUUGGACUCUUACAGGAAGAUCACGUUCAUGAUCCUUGGAGGGUACUUGUCAUAUGCAUGCUUCUUAACAGAACUACUGGUUUACAAGCAAAAAGGGUUAUAUCAGAUCUCUUCACGUUGUGCCCUGAUGCUGAAACAGCCAUAAAUGUUCCAGUUGAGAAGAUAGAAAAGGUAAUUCAAUCCCUUGGUCUUCAAAAGAAGAGGGCAGUUAUGCUUAAUCGCUUCUCCCAUGAGUAUCUUCAACAAACAUGGACCAAUGUCACCCAGCUUCAUGGUAUUGGCAAAUAUGCGGCUGAUGCUUAUGCUAUAUUUUGCACGGGAGAGUGGGAGCGUGUGAGACCAACCGAUCAUAUGCUAAACAAAUACUGGGAAUUUCUUUGUAACAAUCGAUCGAUGAACACGUGAUAUGAUGUGAAUUAUUAUACUCUUGUAAUAAUUUUGGGUUUGCUAAUCAUUUUGUGAAGAGCAUAUAUAUAUAUUGGGUUUGCUCCUUUUUUUGUGUAAAAUUAUUGUCAUUUCUGCAAUCUCUUUUCAUUUUUUUAACAAGAUGUUAAAACAUUGCAAGUCUUUUAGGGUUCGAGUUUUGACUGCCAUUUUGACUCAAAUCUUGGCCUUGGGCUACAAAAUGAUUUAGGUUGUUCAUUUGAU
Molecule: messenger RNA, 2677 nt
Organism: Impatiens glandulifera
Lineage: Eukaryota; Viridiplantae; Streptophyta; Magnoliopsida; Ericales; Balsaminaceae
Product: DNA ligase 1
Exons: 3
Coding region: 95-2434 (779 amino acids)
Biological process (GO): DNA repair
Cellular component (GO): nucleus
Molecular function (GO): catalytic activity; DNA binding
Source: RefSeq, a predicted model, not a curated record